This is a messenger RNA of Penicillium soppii, 1935 nucleotides long. RefSeq lists its product as uncharacterized. The transcript has 3 exons. The record is from RefSeq and is a predicted model, not a curated record. Lineage: Eukaryota; Fungi; Ascomycota; Eurotiomycetes; Eurotiales; Aspergillaceae. The coding region runs from base 1 to 1935 and encodes 644 amino acids.
AUGCCAAGCCUUGUUUCCGCGUUCACUUCCGCUCGAACAAGUUCACUGGGCGAGUUUCCUUGCGACCAUUGCCCACCACACCUUCACGCCUCAAUGGCUCCCAGACUGCGCAGUGCGCUCAAGGGCCUAUCGCGUCCGCUGGAUGCUAGCUCUGUAUUCUACUGCCCAUCGUGUGCGAUCUGGCGACGGACACUUUCGACGCGGAGCAAUCACAGCAUCGAGACUGACACACUUCGACGGAGCGCCCGAUCUCAUAACGCAAUCAAGGCAUUCAGUACUCGGGGCUUUACCACCUCGUCUGUCAUCACUGCGAAGAGCGUUCCCCCGCGAUUCAAGGAACUGCACGCGGCCCUCGAAGGGGUCAAGGAUGCCGCUCUUGAACAGGUAAACCUCAGUAGGCUACAGCUUGCGCUACGGGGUUUGGAAUCCGAGGUGCCUCUCAUCAGAGUAGCCGUCCUCGGAUUGAACGAUGCGACCUCCGCCCGGAAACUUGUCAGACUCUUGCUUGCGGACCCAUUGACACCACGGGAAAACUGGGAAGAUAUUCUUGACUCAUACGAUACCGAUUCAUCCCGCGGGCUAUUGAUCAGGUAUGGCGAAAUCUCAGAAUCAAUCCCUAAUGACCUACUACCUACGAUAUCCGUGCCAUCGCCCAUACUCAAGAAAGGCAACUUGGAGAUCCUGGUCAGCACACUAGGCUCUGAGACCACCCAUAACGCCGCUACUUUUAACGCCGACACGUUCCUUGUCCCCACAGUGACCAUCCAGACCUCUCAUUCAGGUCGGCAUAACUUUGUGCGGUAUCCCGUGCACCGCACUAUCGUGUGCGGAAGCGGAGUUGAUGGCCUCCUAUCAUACAGUACAAUGAUCGGCCGCUCAAGCCUGAAAAAUGAAGUUUCUUCAAUUCGCGGAGCCAUCGAACUCGCCGUGGCAGAUCAACAAUCCUCUAACGAGCGAGUUUCUUUAGUAGAUGUUGAGCGCGCCAGUACAGCACUGGACAAAUUUCGCGAAUCUGUUCACAAUGCCUCAGACUACGAGCGUGGGUGGAAUGGCAGUGGUGUGCAACCGCUUAUCGACUGGCUGGCAACUUCCUCGGAGACACCGACUGGAGAUACCCUGAACCCAGUAUUGGUCCCUCUAGUGGAGUCCAUUCUUGACUCUGCCGACGCGAGCGUGCUUGUCCGAGAUGCCAAGGCACUACGUGAUCAAACAGCAGGCGUGGCCCCUGAAGAGCUUCGGUCCACUCUGAACCGCGGCAUCACGACAUGGGCAGAGCGAGCUCACUCCGAGCUUCGUAGUUCCCUCGAAGAAGGUCUGGCCAGCCCACGCUGGCGAGGUCUCGCCUGGUGGAAGCUCUUCUGGCGCGUCGACGACGUGAGUAUGAUCACAUCCGAGAUCUUGGACAAGAAGUUCCUCCGUCGGGCCGAGCGAGAGGUCAUCUGGACCGCGGGCAAGUACCAGCAGGCCGGCCUGCUGGAGGAGCCUUCCCCUUCAAGCCCGGCCCAAUCGGCCGCAGCGCCCUGGCCAACUCAAAUAACCGACCUUCGCACUAAACUCCUUACCACCACUGUGCCAUCUCUUCAAGCUCUCGCCCAGAGCCUGGUGCUCUUCAGCGUGUCCACCACAACCCUGACUUCUGCUCUCUCUGCUUUGACAUAUGUCGCUAUUCCCUCCGCUGGUGUAUACGAGUCAUGCACUCUUGCCGCCGUUGGUCUGAUCUACUCUGUUCGCCGACAACAGAAGCGAUGGGAUGCCGCCCGCACAUUUUGGGAAGAAGAAGUCCGUGAGGAAGGGCGGACGUCUUUGUUGGAAACUGAAGCUUCUCUUCGCGAGAUCGUGCGUGAUGGCGGCAAGGCUGUUGAAGAUCUGUCAGAUCCCCGUCCACGAGAGAGUGUCGCAAGGGCGAGAAAGGCCCUGGAAGAAGUGAAGGCUUGA